GUUGUUGCGCCGCGGCUGCUCUACUCGAUAGCGUCUGAUAAUCUCUUACCGCCCCUCCGUUCCAUCGCCGUACUGAGCGGAAAAUCUCAGGUUGCUCUCAUAGUAACCAUGAUCCCAGCCUGCCUGGCCCUGGGCAUCCUGGGUUCCUCUCUGGAUAGCAUCGCUCCGCUGUUAACUAUGUGCUUUUUACUCUGCUACGCUUGCAUCAACCUCAGCUGUCUUGUACAG
This is a messenger RNA of Perkinsus marinus ATCC 50983, 228 nucleotides long. RefSeq lists its product as hypothetical. Gene Ontology annotation, biological process: monoatomic ion transport. Gene Ontology annotation, cellular component: membrane. Lineage: Eukaryota; Perkinsozoa; Perkinsida; Perkinsidae. The record is from RefSeq and is a predicted model, not a curated record. The transcript is spliced from 2 exons. Gene Ontology annotation, molecular function: chloride:monoatomic cation symporter activity. The annotation marks the transcript as partial.